This is a messenger RNA of Debaryomyces tyrocola, 534 nucleotides long. Lineage: Eukaryota; Fungi; Ascomycota; Pichiomycetes; Serinales; Debaryomycetaceae. The record is from the annotation of a GenBank genome assembly.
AUGGAGCAACAGACUAAUUUGUUUAGAUUCAACGCAGCGCUGUUACGAUUACCAAAAUCUGCUAAAUUGAAAUCGUUUGGGGUAUAUAUAGCUGGAGCUUUAUACGCAAUCGGAUUUUGGUCCAUGAUUGAUGCUGCUAUAUACUCAAAGACCGUUAAUGCAUCCAUAGUUCAUAUUACUUUUGUUGAUUGGAUUCCGUUCAUUUGCUCAACUUUGGGUAUGUUGAUUGUUAAUUCAAUUGAAAAAGCUAAUCUCUUUAAUGAUUCAAAUAAUUCGUUUUUAAGUUCGAAUGGAAAUAACACCGCAUGGGUUGCAAGAGUUAUAUUAUUCUGUGGGUUUUCGUUGUUAGCAGGUGGAUUGGCAGGCUCUUUUAUGGUCUUUAUCUUGAAAUUCUUGUUGAAGCAUUACGGAUUUCCAACGUUAGGCAUGGGUGUUUCUAAUAUAAUCUGUAACGGUUGUAUAAUGUUGAGUUGUAUUUCAUUAUGGUUAUCUCAAAACAUUGAAGACGAGUAUAGUUAUAGUUUAGCUUUAUAG